GGUACUGACCCCCGGAGGACACCGCUAGCUCCAGGCCUCCAACUGGACUUUGUGCCACUGAUCACAGCCCUCUGAGCUCUGCCGUUCAGCCAGUUCUCAGUCCACCUCACUGUGCGUUCAUCUAGCCUGUACCUUGUCAGCAUUCCUAUGAGGAUGUGAUGGGAGGCAGUGUCAAAAGCCUUACUGAACCAAAAUUCAAGGUAUGAAAAAUGCUGUUCCCAAGAAUGAUAAAAAGAGACGAAAACAGCUGGCUGAUGAAGUUGCCAAACUGGAGGCAGAACUUGAACAGAAGCACAAGGAGGAAUUAAAACAGCUGAAAGAAGCUUUACCUGAGCAGAAUAAGCUAGAUUCUGUAGCUGACGGGGUUGCACAUUUAGAGCUUGAAGGACUUGAGCAACAGAUUCAGCACCCUCGAAUAUCAAAAGCGCAGAAGAGGCGGGAAAAAAAAGCUGCCUUGGAGAAAGAAAGAGAAGAAAGGAUUGCUGAAGCAGAGAUAGAAAAUUUAACAGGUGCUAGACAUCUUGAAAGUCAGAAACUUGCCUCCCUGUUGGCAGCAAGACACCUGGAGAUUAAACAGAUCCCAUCAGAUGGCCAUUGCAUGUACAGAGCUAUUGAAGAUCAGCUCAAGGAUCACCACAAUUCCUGGACUGUUGCAACUCUCAGGAGCCAAACAGCAAAGUAUAUGCAAAGUCAUUUUGAUGAUUUCCUACCAUUUUUAACAAACCCCAAUACCGGAGACAUGUAUAGCAGAGAGGAAUUUGAAAAAUAUUGUGAUGAUAUAGCAAAUACAGCUGCAUGGGGCGGUCAGCUGGAACUAAGGGCUUUGUCACACAUUUUGCAAACACCUAUUGAAGUAGUGCAGAUGGAUUCCCCUCCCAUUAUUGUUGGUGAAGAAUAUUCAGGCAAACCAAUAAUACUUGUGUAUAUGAGACAUGCCUACGGAUUAGGAGAGCAUUACAAUUCUGUAAAACUUCUAACAGACACUGCUACAGAAAAUGGCAGCUAGCAUACAGUUAACAGAUGCAUCUUGAUAUGCUGGGCUCUGGACAACUCCCAAACAGACUGGAAAGUAAAACUACCUGGAAUGGAUUAAAAAUGAAAAAGGUUUGACUAUAAAUUGGAAAUAGCUCUUGGUUUAAAAACAAACAAAACGGCAGUAUUUUGAACUUGUGGGUAUUAAUUGAUUAUGUUUAGAAAAUGUUCUCUAAAAUGCUGGCCGUGUAGAUCAGAACAUUUUGAUAGAACUUCAUCCAAUGACAGAGUGAAAAUACUCAGUAGUAAAUAUUUUGCUUAAUUUGCAUUUCUGCUGAAGAAUUAAGGUUGUCUCAAGAGUCCUGUUAAAUUAUUUCUGGUAGAUUUGGAUGACUGCGGAAGACGUAAGGCAUUUAAAAUUAUUGAUACUUCUAUUUAGACUGGUGGAAUGAGCUUUGCAGUGGUUCUUUAGUCCCAUAGGAUCAAGCUUUAAUACUGUAGUAAGGAUCCCCUUUAUUUAGGCAGGGAAGAGCUAGAGGCAAAUCCAGUAGUACUGAAUAUCUUACCUGGCUGAAGGAAUCACAAACAUAAUGUUACUUUAUGGACUUUCAUCUAAGCUUGUACGAAGGUUUGCGGACUUCUCUCUUGUUUUGCAGCUGACAGUAGGAACCGAACACUUGAUGCUCUUCCUAUUACUCUAUCUGUAGGAAGAGCAUUGCUGUUUAUGACUGUACGUCACAGCAUUACUGUGGGUUAACUGUGCUCUUCAUCCUUCAUGAUUUUUCAUCUGUGCACUGUGAUGAUACACAAAGCUUAUAAACAAAGAAUUCCUCAACUUCCUCAGUUCAGGUAGUGAACUCAUUGGACAUUGUUUAUGGAUCUGCUGUUCUAUGUGCUUCACGAUCUAAAGUGCAAUGUUUCAUAAUGCUUAAAACAACUGGUUGCAUACAUACAGAUGUAAAAAUAACCACCUUGAUUUUUGUCAAUAACUUUAAAGGCAAUCUACAGGAGAAAUAAGUUUAUCUUCAUUUCUCCUUUUGGCACAGAAAGAAGACUUGAAAAUUUUUUUGAUGGCUUGUCUCUUUGCAUUAGAAAUUUAGAUUUUUGUCUUGAAGUUACUAUAAGCAUGACUUGAAAAGUGGCAGCAUACUGAAACCAAAGUUUUCAUGCAAUCAGUUGUUUUUUAGUAACAGAAGUGAUUUUUAAAAAGCCUUAGUCAAUAAAUUCAUAAUUGUCUGCAUUUUAGUGCUUUUUGGAGAAGAGCAAGUUCUUGACAAAUUUAAACACCUCUGCCCUGAGCUAACAAUAUUCCUCUCAUAAUCCUUCAGUAAAGCUAGGCAGCAGUUUGACGUUCCCGGGGCUUCUAAAUUAAAAUCUGCUGUUACUUUAAAUCAGACAUAUGUGACCAAUGAAGUGAACACUUAUCUCAAUUUUUUUUUUUCUUAAAGCAUUUUGAAAGAGAGGAAAGUUUAAAAUUUCAAACUACUACAGGCACUUUUUUUUUUCUUUGAACAGGCAGGAUCUGUGAUUAUGAAUUUAUUAGAAUGAUGCCUGUCAGGAAAAUCAAGUAUUAACCAGAUCUAGAGUUUGGCAUAUCCUCAUUUAUCUGAUACAGUAUAGCAAAUAUAGCUGUAUUUAUAGUAAUUUGAUGAAUCACGUUUACUGUCUUGACUGUGUAAAAUCCUGUUUUUAAUUGCAAAUGCAAAAUUGGAUACAUUAGUAUGAAAAGUGUUUCUAUUCAUAAUACCAUUAUGAAUUUCACUAAAAAACCGUUAAAAAUACUCUUCUCACUGUUGCUUAAAAUUGGUGUGAUAGGAAAUGCACAUGCUGCUUUUUAUAGAUUCCCUGAGAAAAAAGUUCUUCAGUUUACUGGAUUUUCAUUCUUGUUUGAUUAACUGACAGAGAAAAGAUGCCAGAAUUUUGGAAUGCCUGCACUAACAGUUUGUCCUGUUGAAGAUGUUUACAGUUUGUAUAAAGGAAAAGAAUGUUUUAAUAGGAUGAGCAGAAGAUCCUAGCUCAUGUUGUAUGGAAUUUGCCAAAAAAUAAUAAAUUGUUUUUUGUGGCAAACUUU
Molecule: messenger RNA, 3043 nt
Organism: Struthio camelus australis
Lineage: Eukaryota; Metazoa; Chordata; Aves; Struthioniformes; Struthionidae
Source: RefSeq, a predicted model, not a curated record